AUGACAUCCUCUCUCACCACUGGUAUCCUAGUUCUCGCAUCUCUCCCAUCUUUGUCUACCCCACAAUUCUUAGCGCCAGUCAUCGUCUCCGCGGCCAAUGCAGCUUCGAGCCGACUUCGCAUUGUCCUUUUCUCACAGCUAUUUGAUCCAGACGCUAUUUCACAUACUCAGAGCUGGGACGAUGUCCAGAGAUUGUUGACUUAUGUCUACGUACAGGCGACCAAAAUCGCCCAGGAUAAGGACAAUCCCCUUUUGCAAAUUGAUGUCCUCCUGAAAGGCCUAACUGCGCAGGAGGCGCUGCCAGAGAAUAUCGGGGAAGGCUGCGAAGUUGUUUAUCGUGUCUCGGGAGACGCAAUAGUAGCAGCCCUCCCCCCUACACUGCUCGAGCUCUCCCACCGCUACAUUGCUGCUGGAUCUAAUGAAGGUCGAACAACUCCGGAAGCCUCCGAAAAAGUUAAUGUCCUGUCAAUGCUCCCUGUUGUGGCUUUAGGCGGGACCUUUGAUCAUCUUCACGCCGGCCACAAAAUUCUCCUGAGCAUGGCGGCGUGGAUAACCAGCCGGAAAGUUAUCGUCGGAGUUACCGAUGAUACCCUUCUAAAGUCUAAAUCAAAUGCACACAUCCUCGAAUCUCUGGACACGCGUAGAACCAACGUCCGUGAUUUCCUUGAACUGUUUAAGCCUGGACUCGAGUACGACAUUGUCACCAUCAACGAUGUGUACGGACCUACAGGGUGGGACCCCGAUAUCCAGGGCUUGGUAGUUAGUCGAGAGACUAUCAACGGAGCAGAGAUGAUCUCUGCUCAUCGAGAGAAGGAACAGCUACCGAAACUUUCAGUCUUUAUCAUCGACGUCAUAUCGCAUACAUCCUCAAACAUCACCGAGGAUGACUUGUCACUUAUGCGGCAAACGAAGAUGAGUAGCACGCAUAUAAGGAAUUGGAUUGUUAUGCACGAGAAGCAACACUAUCAACCCCAGAUUCAGCAGGUAGAUGCUGAAUCAAAGCCAGUCGAACGAGGCCAAGUUGGGUGGAUUAGUUCGCAGGAUGCCUAG
Lentinula edodes (shiitake mushroom) is the source of this 1050-nucleotide messenger RNA. Its product is annotated as Nucleotidylyl transferase. Gene Ontology annotation, molecular function: dephospho-CoA kinase activity. NCBI's taxonomy places the organism in Eukaryota, Fungi, Basidiomycota, Agaricomycetes, Agaricales, Omphalotaceae. The record is from RefSeq and is a predicted model, not a curated record. The transcript is spliced from 3 exons. Gene Ontology annotation, biological process: coenzyme A biosynthetic process. The coding region runs from base 1 to 1050 and encodes 349 amino acids.